AUGGGUGUGUUGGACAAGCUUACUAUUGCCGUUGUCGGUACCCAUCCCCACGAUGCCAAGCAAAUCAAAGUCUGGAUCGAACGAAACGGUGGCAAGUUCUCUGCGAAGAUCAACAAGAGCGUCACGCACCUCAUCGCCAGUAAAGAAGCAUACAAGAAACCCGCCGACGCUGUACAACAGGCCACCGAUGUCAACAUCCAUGUAGUCAGCUAUGACUGGUUUGACGACUCCUUGCAAGCGAGAAAGAAGUUGGGUAUUAGGAAGUACACGUGGGAAGUGCUCAUGAAAGAGAGGAGGAAAAAGAAGGAGCUCAAGAGGCUGGGUACACAAACGGAUGGCAGUAAGUUCAGGACGGGGUGUGAGAAGAUCAAAGGGUUGACUGGAUCAGGUACGUCGAAGACAUCUCCCAUUCGUGUGAGAAAACCGAGGAAGAGCAAGAGCUUCUUCUUCGCCACAUCCGCCCCAGCAGUUCCUUCCGUUCCUUUCAUUUCCGCGAAAGAAGACCUCUUACGUAGGAGGGCGGAAAGAGAGGCUGCAUUAGCUGAGGGGGCUGGGGCUGGGGCUUCUGAGGGCCAGGCGAAGAACCUCAUUGAAGUCAUGGAUGACACUCCAAGCCCGGCCAGACAAUCUGCGGGCUCUUUCGUUCCAAAGCUUAUCACUUUUACCAAUAAGCCCAAGCCCGUCCCUGUUACCUCCAAGAAAGAACCACAAGCUAAGAUGUCUCACUGGAAAGAGGACUAUCACUACUAUCAAGACGUCGACGGCUUCGAGUACAAGAUCGUUCUUGUACGCGGCGACAAUUAUCCCGAUGGAUAUGCGCAUUAUCAUCUUGGGCUAUUGGAGAGUCAUACAAAGCCGCAUGUGUACUGGGCACUUGUGCAGUACAAGCCCGCUAAAAUCGUGCCAUCCACAGAGAAAGAAGAGAAGGGAGAUGUAAAGCAUCAGGUAUCUCUCAGCGACGACACCACACAGCAUCCUGAAGCGAAUCGUCUGCUUUCCAUCGUCACCAAACCAACCCCAACACCAGAGGCUCCGUACAACGGCGAGCUAUGCCCCCGCCACAGUGACUUCGCCGCUGCCUCUCGCUCCUUCCGCCACGCCUUCCGCGAUCUAACUCUCCUCUCCUGGGAGGAACGCUUCGACGACAAGACGCUCCAAAAAGCGCGCGCCCAAAUCCUCAACAUAGAGCCCUUCUGGUACGGAAAACCGAAAAUGGGCAUGCCAAUGGGCAACAUAUACACAGGUACAACAACCGGCCUCGAAGUCUGCGGCGACAUAGCCGACUCCUACACCCGUGGCACCUCUCUCUUGCCCUCGAUCUCGCACCCCCUCAUGCGCCACGGCAUGAUCGGCGGUCCCAUCCACCGCGACGCCGAAGAUACCCGCAAGCGCGAAGAAGCGCGUCUCCAGAAGAUCGUCGACGAUGAGGAGCUUGAGAAGAGGAAGGCAGGUCUAUUGCGCGCGAGGGAUAUGAAGGUCAAUCAUAAUCGACCUAUGUUUAAUGGGCCGAUGGGUAGGCCGACGGUGGAUGCGUAUGGCCAGCAUAUCAGUUAUAGGGGGGAUGGCGGGGUUAAUAAGUACUCUGUGCCCAUGCCGGUGGGGGGUGCUGGGAAUGCUAACAGGGGGUUUGUGGCGCCGGAGUUUGCACAUUUGUUAGCGGGGGCGAAGAGAGAGAGGAGGGCUUGGCCGAAUCAGAGGGAUGAUUGA
Alternaria rosae is the source of this 1707-nucleotide messenger RNA. RefSeq lists its product as uncharacterized. The record is from RefSeq and is a predicted model, not a curated record. Bases 1 to 1707 code for a protein of 568 amino acids. The transcript has 3 exons. NCBI's taxonomy places the organism in Eukaryota, Fungi, Ascomycota, Dothideomycetes, Pleosporales, Pleosporaceae.